UGGAUGAGGUCAGAGGUCGCCUGGGUCCGGCAUGGUCGCUGCUGUGGUGGGGGCUGGGUGAAGAUUUGCUGAUGGUUUGAGGGGGAACACUCCCAGGAUUUCAGUGGAUUGAGAACGGAGAAGCACUAGCCAUGCGGAAUCUGAAAUUGCUGCAUAGCCUGCACUGCAGCAGGUGGCAAGGUCUGGGCAAGCCCCAGUGUCUCACUAUACGGGUAGAUACAGGGACGGUGCUUGUGGGAUCAAACCAAGGAAUCACCGAACUCAACGCACACACUGAGCAGGUAGUCAGAAGAGUAUCCCUGGUUGAAGAAGCAUUUCUCCCUAAAGAUGGCACUGGGUGUAUUGUUGGUAUUGAGGACCUUCCAGACCAGGAAUCUGUAUGUGUGGCUACUGGAUCAGGGGAUGUUAUACUUUAUAAUCUAAACUCAAAUCAGCUGGAAUGUGUUGGCAGUGUUGACAGUGGGCUGACUGGGAUGAGCUGGAGUCCAGACCAGGAACUUGUUGUGCUCACCACAGGGCAGGAGACCAUAAUAAUGAUGACCAAAGACUUUGAUCCAAUUACUGAAGUCAAAAUCCACCAAGACAGCUUUGGUGAAGGAGAAUUUAUCACUGUCGGUUGGGGUAAGAAGGAAACACAGUUUCAUGGCACAGAGGGUAAGGAAGCAGCUCGUCGUAAGCCAACAGAAAUUCAGCCAGCAUUUCCUUGGGAUGAUCGGAGAUCGCGUGUGACCUGGCGAGGAGAUGGGCAGCUGUUUGCAAUCAAUGCCAUUUGUCCUGUGUCUGGAUCCAGAAAGCUGAGAGUGUGGAACAGAGAAUGUGUGCUUCAGUCAACCAGUGAGUCUGUUAGUGGUCUUGAACAGGUCCUGUGUUGGAAACCAUCAGGAAAUCUGAUUGCAUCCACACAACGAAAGCUUAACAAACAUAAUGUUGUGUUUUUCGAACGAAAUGGUUUACUACAUGGAGAGUUUUCACUUCCUUUUCAUAAAGACCAAGUUAAGGUAAAUGAGCUGUUAUGGAACAGCGACUCUACUGUACUAGCGGUUUGGCUGGAGGAUUUGGAAUCAGAUAAGGAUGACCGUCAAAAUACAUACGUUCAGUUGUGGACAGUGGGAAACUACCACUGGUACCUGAAGCAGAGUCUGCAUUUCGGUUGCACUCAGGUGGAACGGAUUGUAUCCCUAAUGUGGGAUCCUGAGCGUCCCUAUCGACUGCACAUCCUCCGCAGUGGGUGGCUUUACCAGUCCUAUAAUUGGCAAUGGACCACCAAUCGAAGUACAGGAGAAGACAGCAGUGACCUUGCUAACGUAGCUGUGAUUAAUGGAGAUAACGUACUAGUGACACCUUUUCGCCAAGCUGUGGUGCCUCCGCCAAUGUCUGCAUAUCAGUUGCACCUGCCUUGCCCUGUGAAUCAGAUAAUGUUCUCUUCAGACCCACAAAGGAGCAAUGAUUUUGCAGUCUUGACAGCAGAUAACUAUAUUUCAGUCUUUGAGGCUGGUGAUGGUGUGAAUCAUGAUUCUGCAGUUAAAAUUGAUGCUGUUGGUGAAAGUGGAUCAAAGAUAUGCACCAGAACUCUGAAAAGGGUAAAAACAUACAGAAUUAAGUUUGAAGAAGGAGGAAGUGAGCCCCUGACUCCAUUGAAACUACGAAUGAUAACCUGGGUAAAGGAGAAUGUAUUCCUGGCUGUUAGUCAAGGUCCUAGGACCUCUCAGUCUAUUGUUUGUCAGUUGCUAAUGUCUUCAGAGGAGACUGAGGAAGGAGAGAUUCAAAUCAGGUCUCCUGUAACUGUGGAUGGGCACAUAAUCAAUCUGUGUCACAACCAAAAGACUGAGACUGUAGCUUUGGAGCUUUCCAAUGGACAGAUUCUAAGAUACCUCUGGGAUUCCUCUGAGGCAUGUAUACAACAGUGGAAGUCAACUACUGGAUGUUUAGUACAGUUUCCUCAACCUUGUGUAGAGACAGCUCUAUGUACAGUUGAUGGUGAGGAAAUGGUCUUGGGUCUGACAGAAAGAUCUCGUUUCUUUAUUAAUGACUUAGAGAUAGCCUUCAAUGCCACUUCAUUUAUAGUGUGUGAUGAGUUCCUGUUGUUCACAACCCAUUCACACAUCUGUCAUUGUCUGAAUCUUGGGACUACUUCAUUAAAAGCUUUAUCCCAAUUUUCAAGCCAUGUGUCCCAGCCUAAUGAUGAAACAGUUCGUAGGGUGGAGAGAGGAUCUCGUAUAGUGACUGUUGUACCCCAGGACACCAAACUCAUCCUUCAGAUGCCACGUGGGAAUCUGGAAGUCAUUCAUCAUCGAGCACUGGUAUUGGCGCAGGUGCGAAAAUAUCUGGACAGGCUUAAGUUCAAGGAAGCCUUUGAAUGUAUGAGAAAGCUGAGAAUAAAUCUCAAUCUCAUCUAUGAUCACAACCCAAAGGUAUUUUUGGACAAUUUGGAGAACUUCGUAAAGCAGAUCAAUUCUGUAAAUUACAUCAAUUUAUUCCUGACAGAAUUGAAAGAGGAAGAUGUCACAAUGACAAUGUACCCAUAUUUCCACUGCUCAUCAACUUCAGCACGUGCAACUGGGACUAAGGUGAACACAGUAUGUGAUGCACUGUGUAAAACUAUGGAGAGAAUCAACCCUCACAAAUACAGUUUGUCAAUACUGACCUGCCAUGUGCGAAAACGUGCUCCAGAACUGGAAGUUGCUCUUCAGAAAGUCCAUGAACUGAGAGUGAAUCCUCCAUCUGACCCUGAAGCAGUCAGUGCUGAAGAGGCCCUGAAAUAUCUCCUCUUCCUGGUGGAUGUUAAUGAACUGUAUGACUAUGCAGUGGGCACAUAUGACUUUGAUCUCAUGAUGAUGGUCGCAGAGAAAUCACAAAAGGAUCCCAAAGAAUAUCUACCAUUUUUAAACAACUUGAAGAAAAUGGAAACUAAUUACCAGCGAUACAACAUUGAUAAAUAUUUGAAGCGAUAUGAGAAAGCUCUCAACCACCUCAGUAAAUGUGGUCCUCAGUAUUUCACAGAGCUUCUUAACUUAGUAAAGGACCAACAGAUGUAUAGUGAAGCCUUGAAGAUAUUCCCAGUAAACAGCCAGGAAUAUAAGGACAUAAGUAUUGCGUAUGGUGAGUAUCUCAUCAAAAAACAGUACUACGAGCAGGCAGGGCUAAUCUUUGCACGAUGUGGGGAAUGUGAAAAGGCACUGGGUGCCUUCCUGCUGUGCAACAGCUGGCAGCAGGUUUUCUGUAUGGCCGCUCAGCUCCACUACACUGAGGACAAAGUGGUUAGCAUCGCACGAACUAUUGCAGGUAAAUUGAUGGAACAGCGGAGAUAUUCAGAAGCAGCCUUGGUGCUCGAGCAGUAUGCUAAGGACUAUGAGGAAGCCAUUACAUCACUUCUAGAUGGUGCAGCCUGGGAAGAAUCACUAAGAUUGGUUUAUAAGUACAACCGGACUGAUAUUUUGGAAACUAACCUAAAACCUUCCAUGUUGGAAGCUCACAGUAAUCACAUGGCAUUCCUAGAUGCACAGAAAACCUUAUUUAUACGUCAUAAGUCUCGACUGGCAGUUGUUCGAGAAAACAAAAAAAAGGAACAGGAAGGAUUUUUAGAUGAGGAUAUGGCUGACGGACUAAAUGCAGACCUAUAUUCAGAAGCUAGCAGUUUACAGUCAGCCAGCGGAAUGAGCUCCAAAUAUUCUCACAGUAACUCCAGGAUCUCAGCGCGAAGUUCAAAGAAUCGUCGGAAGGCAGAAAGGAAGAGGCACAGCUUGAAGGAGGGAAGUCCAUCGGAGGAUGUGGCACUGUUGGAAGCAUUAGGAGAAAUAAUAUCCGCUCUGGACAAAUUGACUGGUGAAGUGCACAAAUUGCUGAAGAUUUUGGUGCUUUUUGGAUAUGACAUUCUAGCUUCAGAGCUUCAGCAGGCUCUGGGAGAAGCCCUACAGCUUGUGGAAAAAUCCAUCCCUGAAAUCUGGCUUCCUGACCUUAAAAAUACAGCUGCCUGUCCAGUUCUUGGUCCUCACUCAACAGCAAACAGCAUUACUGCUUCCUUUCAACAACCAAGGAAUGGGGGAGCACCUCAGCAAGAAGAAAUUUUUGUCCCUCCUAAACUCAAUAAGAAUGUGAAGUGGAAGCUAAAUAUUUUGUGAAGAUACUCCAGUUUGCCGUGUUCCAUUUUUGUGUUGUAUUUCAUUGCACUGUAAGCAUUACUGUCAAUGCAGAGCAACCCAACAACAAGGAUGCUGGUGAAAAUGGAUAGGUAUGGCGGUUUUCCAUCAGGCACGUGGAUAACCUCCUGACAGCUGCAGAAUUAUGAUGAACUAAGCUUACAGUGAUGUCAAUGUAACAAUCAGAACUGACAGACCUGUAAUCAAAGGACAAAAUGUACUUCUGCUGUUGUAUAGUUUGGUUACAAAAUGAAGACAAUGCAAUUUAAUUGUGUCCUUUCUAUAAAGAGUUUAUUGAAAA
This is a messenger RNA of Hemiscyllium ocellatum (epaulette shark), 4437 nucleotides long. It is a transcript of the gene elp1, whose product is annotated as elongator acetyltransferase complex subunit 1. Gene Ontology annotation, cellular component: elongator holoenzyme complex; cytosol. The record is from RefSeq and is a predicted model, not a curated record. Bases 132 to 4118 code for a protein of 1328 amino acids. The transcript has 37 exons. Gene Ontology annotation, biological process: tRNA wobble base 5-methoxycarbonylmethyl-2-thiouridinylation. Gene Ontology annotation, molecular function: tRNA binding; protein binding. Lineage: Eukaryota; Metazoa; Chordata; Chondrichthyes; Orectolobiformes; Hemiscylliidae.